Messenger RNA from Alnus glutinosa, 2038 nucleotides. RefSeq names its product omega-3 fatty acid desaturase, chloroplastic-like. The record is from RefSeq and is a predicted model, not a curated record. Gene Ontology annotation, molecular function: oxidoreductase activity, acting on paired donors, with oxidation of a pair of donors resulting in the reduction of molecular oxygen to two molecules of water. Gene Ontology annotation, biological process: lipid metabolic process. NCBI's taxonomy places the organism in Eukaryota, Viridiplantae, Streptophyta, Magnoliopsida, Fagales, Betulaceae. The transcript is spliced from 8 exons. The coding region runs from base 368 to 1732 and encodes 454 amino acids.
UCCAAUGGUUGAAAGAUCCCCUAAACCCAAUUACCGAUCUCUCUUUGUUGAGAUUCUGCAGGAACAAAUUCGCAUUGUUUACUGAGAAAGUGAGAGGAAACUUGAGGACGUUGUUCAAAACACUAGUGCAGAGUCUGCAGGCCUAAGGCAGAAGAAAAAAAAGAUCUAUAUUUUUUUUAUAUUUUAUUUGCGUUACCAUUAUAUUUUUUUUUAGCUUCCAGACUUGUCCUCUUCUUGCUUUACAAUUUCUUUCCUUGCCUGCCCCUCUCCCCACUAACUCUCUCUCUCUCUCUCUCUCUCUGUGUCUCUAACGUGAGAGAGACCUAAAGCAGAAACCCCGGUGUUAUUAGCUCGUUCUGGGUCACAAAUGGCGAGCUGGGUCUUAUCAGAAUGCGGCCUAAAGCCUCUUCCUCAAGUUUUGCCUAGACCCAGAGCCGGACCCAUCUCGUACAAGCCCUCAAAGAUUAGAUUUUUGCACUCCAACGAACCCGGGACAGAUCUCAAAUUUCACUCAAAAAGGAUUUCAAGUGGGUGUUUGAGAGAGAGAAAAUGGGGGCUAAAAGUGAGUGCUCCACUGAGGGUUGCUUCUGUUGAAGGAGAGGAGGAGCGGGGAGAGAGAAUCAAUGGCGUUAAUGGGUUCAAAGAAGAAGAAACGGGGUUCGACCCAGGGGCGCCGCCGCCGUUCAGUUUGGCUGACAUUCGAGCCGCCAUUCCGAAACAUUGUUGGGUUAAGGACCCGUGGAAGUCCAUGAGCUAUGUGGUGAGGGAUGUUGUGGUGGUUUUUGGGUUGGCUGCAGCCACGGUUUAUCUCAACAAGUGGUUCGUUUGGCCUCUGUAUUGGGCUGCUCAGGGGACCAUGUUCUGGGCUUUCUUUGUUCUUGGCCAUGAUUGUGGCCAUGGAAGCUUUUCAAAUAAUCAUAAGUUAAACAGUGUGGUGGGGCAUCUUCUGCAUUCUUCAAUCCUUGUACCCUAUCAUGGAUGGAGAAUUAGCCAUAGGACUCAUCAUCAAAACCAUGGGCAUGUUGAGAAUGAUGAAUCAUGGCACCCGUUGUCUGAAAGAAUUUACAAGAAUUUGGACAACCUUACAAAGGCUUUUCGAUUUUCUGCGCCUUUUCCACUGUUUGCUUAUCCUUUCUACCUGUGGGGAAGAAGUCCUGGGAAGACCGGUUCCCAUUAUGACCCAAACAGCGACUUGUUUGUCCCCAAAGAAAGGAAAGACGUGAUCACUUCCACUGUAUGUUGGACGGCAAUGGUUGCUCUGCUUGUGGGGUUAUCCUUUGUAAUGGGUCCUGUUCAAGUGCUUAAACUCUACGGCGUUCCAUAUUGGGUUUUUGUUAUGUGGCUGGACUUGGUCACUUACCUGCAUCACCAUGGUCAUGAAGACAAAUUACCAUGGUAUCGUGGAAAGGAAUGGAGUUAUCUGAGAGGAGGGCUUACAACGAUUGAUCGGGACUACGGAUUGAUUAACAAUAUUCACCAUGAUAUCGGAACUCAUGUCAUACAUCAUCUUUUUCCUCAAAUACCACACUACCACUUAAUUGAAGCGACUGAGGCAGCCAGGCCUGUUCUUGGGAAAUAUUACCGGGAGCCAAAGAAAUCAGGGCCUCUGCCAUUUCACGUAAUUGGAAACUUGAUAAGAAGCUGGAAACAGGACCACUAUGUUCCUGACACUGGGGAUGUUGUAUACUACCAAACUGACCCUAAGCUUAGUGGCUCAUCUAAGUUGAAGUAAAAAGUUUCAAAUGCAUUCAUUCAUCACAACAAAGAAAGGUUCUCGAGCUAUUUUACCAAGGGAGAACUAAUUACUGACAAAUAUGAUUGUAGCUGCUUCUUGUAGCUCAUAAGCCAAAUAUAUGCAUGUGGCAAAUUGGCAAUGUCAACAAUAUAUAGUGCUGUAAUAGGGAAAGAAAGGAUGUGUAUCUAUUCUUCUUGGAGGGAAAAUAUUAUUGUCGGCAGAUAUUUAAUGUACCAUUUGAAUUUUAAGAAGUGAUGGAAAUUAUGGGGAAAAAUUAAAGAAAAUGAAUUUCUUUCAAAAUAA